AUGGGGAAACCAGCAGGGUAUUGGGUGAAUAAGAUUAGGACAUCAUUUAAAGGAGGAUCGUCUUCAAGCAAAUCAUUAGACGAAGGAAGUACUUCUGGUUCGAGAAAGAACGAUUCGAAGCAUAGUAAGAAUCAGAAAACAGAGGAAGGUAAUAAGAAUGGUGAAGCAGGAGGAUCUCAAGCUGAGAGUGGGAGGAAAGUUAUGAUGAAGAUAAUGUCACACUCCUUCAUGUCACAAGAACACCCGUAG
Arabis nemorensis is the source of this 249-nucleotide messenger RNA. NCBI's taxonomy places the organism in Eukaryota, Viridiplantae, Streptophyta, Magnoliopsida, Brassicales, Brassicaceae. The record is from the annotation of a GenBank genome assembly.